CAAAUUUUCCAAGCUCUUUCACCAACUUUCUUAUGAGUGAGUCAGAAGAUAUUCUCUCUCAACCAAGUGAUUCUAAUCAAUUAAUUGAUGACUUAACAUACUCGAAUUUAAAUGUCCAUACAACAAAAAAGUCACAAAGAAGUAAAAACUUCUCACCAGAGGAAGAUUGUUUACUUGUCUCUGCAUGGCUAAAUACAAGCAAAGAUCCAAUUACAGGAGUUGAACAACAAACAAAGCAGUUCUGGGCUCGAGUACAUGCUUACUUUGUAGAGAAUGGAGGAAACUUGAAUAAUCGUUCUCAAAUAAGCAUCUCAAAUAGAUGGCAAGAAAUAAAUAGAGAAGUCGGUAAAUUUGUUGGAUUUGUUACUCAAAUUGAAAAUCGUCAGCAAAGUGGAAUGACCGAAGAAUCAAGGAUUAAUGAUGCUCGACAAAUGUAUGCUUCUUGCGUUGGCAAACGAUUUCAACUAGAACAUUGUUGGGUUAUCCUAAGAAAAGAACCCAAAUGGCAAUUUGAGCGUGCAAGUCAACAUCAAAGGUCAAACAAGAAACAAAAAAGUCAUGUCAAUGCAAGUUCGACUUCAUCAGCUCCAUCUACCCCUGAUUCUGUUAAUUUAGGAGAAGACAGUGAACCAUUGAUUUAUCAAGAUAGACCAAUUGGUCAGAAGGCUGCAAAGGAACGACUUAAACGUAAACAAGGAAAAGAUAAAGUUGGGGAGACAACUGUAACAAAUAUCUUACAACAAUUCAGGGAUACUCUAGUUGAAAUUGAGGAUCAAAAGAAACAAGACAGAAAAAUUAUGUUAGAGCAACAAGCUAUGAUGAUUCAACAAAGUCAAGAGAAACAAGAAUUGGACAGGAUUGAGAAAGAAGAACAAAUUAUGAAAAUGGAUAUUUCUAAUUUGGAUCCAAUUUCUGCAGCGUAUUUUCAAAAUAGAAAGUUAGAAAUUAUGCAAAAGAGGGGUUUUAAUUAUUAAUUAACUAGAUUUAUUUAUUGUUUAAUGUAAUGUAUUUUUAAUUAACUAGAUUUAUUU
Populus trichocarpa (black cottonwood) is the source of this 1031-nucleotide messenger RNA. RefSeq names its product glutathione S-transferase T3-like. The record is from RefSeq and is a predicted model, not a curated record. Bases 33 to 974 code for a protein of 313 amino acids. NCBI's taxonomy places the organism in Eukaryota, Viridiplantae, Streptophyta, Magnoliopsida, Malpighiales, Salicaceae. The transcript has 2 exons.